CAAAAUUUUCCACCAAUGAAAAUGGUUUAAGAAAGCAGAGCGAAAUAAGCGUAGAGAGAAAGUGGGAGAAAUUAAAGAAGAAAAAGAAGCGUAGACGUAGUAGCAUAAGGUAGAAGAUAGAAGCGUGUAGUAUAGUGAGUAGAGAAUGGCUCUGAACGAUUUCUUCGCGGGGGAGAUCGCGGCGGAGCUGGUGAAGAUGCUGAUCAGCAUCUCCCGGAAGUCGCUCCUCUGCCGCGCCAGCGCCGACCAGCUGAUCGCGUACAUGAACGAGCUGCUGCCGACGAUCGAGGAGAUAAAAUAUUCGGGCGUGGAGGUUCCCGCCCAGCGGCAGUCCCAGCUGGACCGCCUCUCGGAGCUCCUCCGCUCCGGCGUGCUCCUCUCCCACAAGGUCCUCUCCUCCAGCCGCUGGAACGUGUACCGCAACCUCCACCUGGCCCGCAAAAUGGAGAAGCUCGAGAAGAGCGUCUCCAAGUUCUUGAUGGGCCCCAUGCAGGCCCACAUCUUGGCCGACGUCCACCACGUCCGCUUCGAGAUGGCCGAGCGCUUCGACCGCCUCGACAACUCCUGCAGCCGCCUGGAGCACUACUUUCGGAACAUGAAGAUCGGCGUCGGCGGCGGGGGCUGGGUCGAGGAGGCUGUCAGGACUGUCGACCUCCACGCUGCUCACGGCGCCUCCGCCGUUGGCUUGGCUUUCGCCAAGUGUAAGGUCAGGGAGCUGGUUGUCGGAAGGGAGGAUCUUUGGGUUGUUGGGAUUUCUGGGAUUGGUGGCUCCGGGAAGACCACUCUUGCUACAGAGGUCUGCAAAGAUGAUCAAGUUAGAUGUUAUUUCAGGGAGAGGAUUUUGUUCUUGACUGUGUCGCAGUCUCCGAAUGUGGAGCAUUUAAGGACGAAGAUUUGGGGGUAUAUUAUGGGCAACGAGAGGUUGGAUGAAAAUUAUGUGGUUCCGCAGCGGAUGCCACAGUUUGAGUGCAGAAGUGAAACUCGAACUCUCAUUGUUUUGGAUGAUGUGUGGACACUCUCUGUGAUGGAGCAGCUUGUGUGUAGAAUACCCGGUUGCAAGUUUCUUGUGGUAUCCAGGUUUAAGUUCCAAACGGUGUUAAGUUAUGAAGUGGAAUUGCUGAGUGAAGAGGAUGCCUUGUCUUUGUUCUGUCAUCAUGCUUUUGGACACAAAUCAAUUCCUUUAUCUGCUGAUGAGAAUUUGGUCAAGCAGGUUGUGACUGAGUGUAGAAGGCUUCCUUUGGCUCUUAAGGUGAUUGGGGCUUCUUUGAGGGAUCAGACUGAGAUGUUUUGGAUGAGUGUUAAAAACAGGCUUUCUCAGGGACAAAGUAUUGGUGAAUCCCAUCAAAACAAUCUGAUUGAAAGAAUGGCAAUUAGUAUCAACUACCUGCCAGAGAUGAUCAAGGAGUGCUUCUUGGACUUGUGUUCAUUUCCUGAGGAUAAAAAAAUUCCUCUGGAUGUUCUCAUCAAUAUGUGGGUUGAAAUCCAUGAUAUUCCUGAAACAGAAGCUUAUGCAAUUGUUGUUGAGCUCUCCAACAAAAAUCUCCUCACCUUGAUGAAAGAGGCACGCGCAGGAGGCAUGUAUAGUAGUUGCUUUGAGAUCUCAGUUACUCAACAUGAUGUGCUGAGAGACUUGGCCCUCAAUUUGAGCAACCGUGCGAGCACCAACGAACGCCGGCGAUUAGUUAUGCCAAAACGAGAGAAUGGAAUUCCUAGAGAGUGGUUGAGAUUCAAACACAGGCCUCUUGAGGCUCAGAUUGUUUCAAUUCACACAGGUGAAAUGAAGGAAGAAGACUGGUGUAAUCUGGAAUUUCCAAAGGCUGAAGUGUUGAUUAUCAAUUUCACAUCCACUGAGUACUUCUUACCUCCCUUCAUUGAUAGAAUGCCAAAUUUGAGGGCAUUGAUAAUAAUAAACUACAGUGCAACAUAUGCUUGCCUACACAAUGUGUCAGUUUUCAAGAAUUUGUCCAACUUGAGAAGCCUCUGGCUUGAAAAAGUUUUCACCCCCGAGUUAUCAGGCAUUGCCAUGAAAAGCUUGGGGAAACUAUUUAUUGUCCUGUGCAAGAUGAAUAACAGUUUGGAGGGAAAAGAGGCAGAUUUGGCCCAAGCCUUUCCUAAUCUCUUUGAGCUCACACUUGAUCACUGUGAUGAUCUAACUCAAUUGCCCUCAAGCAUAUGUGGAAUGAAGUCCCUCCAAAACUUGAGUCUCACCAACUGCCACAAUUUGACUCAAUUGCCUGUUGAAUUAGGCAAACUAAGAUCCCUAGAGAUCCUUCGUUUAUAUGCUUGUCCUGAUCUGAAAACACUUCCUCCUAGCAUGUGUGACAUGGUGAGAUUGAAGUAUAUUGACAUUUCUCAGUGUGUUAACCUGACAUGCUUCCCUGAAGAGAUUGGUAGACUGGUAAGCUUGGAGAAAAUUGACAUGCGGGAAUGCUGCAUGAUUAGAAAUGUGCCAAAGUCUGCAUUGUCAUUGCAGUCUCUAAGGCUUGUAAUUUGUGAUGAGGAGGUAUCUGGGAUUUGGAAAGAGGUUGAGAAGGCUAAGCCUAAAGUGCAUAUUCAAGUAUCAGAGCAGUACUUUGAUUUGGACUGGCUUAAAGAGUGAGUCAGUGACCAAUAUGUGUCUAUGUUAUUUAUUGUGUUGUUUUAUUUUCCAAUUCCUUGUGGAUACUACUUGUACAUAUAUAUUAAAAUGGAAAUUAUCUUUUUCCAAAAUCAAA
Messenger RNA from Cajanus cajan (pigeon pea), 2714 nucleotides. RefSeq names its product putative disease resistance protein At5g04720. The record is from RefSeq and is a predicted model, not a curated record. Gene Ontology annotation, molecular function: ADP binding. Lineage: Eukaryota; Viridiplantae; Streptophyta; Magnoliopsida; Fabales; Fabaceae.